AACGCGAGAAUGGAGUCCUGGACCCCGCAAGCCUAGCCAACAUUCGGGAACGCAUCGGUCUUGAUCAUGAUUCGAAACAGUUUCCCUUCCCUGUUAUCUUCUCCUGGGGUUGGGCUGACCCGCCGACUAUUUCUGAACAUGGGCUGGCCAAGUCCUGCAAUGGUGCACGAAUGAAGAGCAUGAGGGGAAGGUGGAUGAGGGGUAUCGCACCACUGGGUCCAAUACUAGAGCUAGAAACAUUUAUACUUGGUGCCACUUUCCUUCCCAUCGUCAACCCUAACGAACCCCCCGAUGAAAGCUCGGCUGCAGGCACUAAUUUCAGCAGUCUCAUUCUUCACUUUUCCGUCCAUCCGAACCUAAUGUCCAUGUUGAUGCUCAGAACAUUCGCGCAUCAAGCCAAACAUUUACUCGAGGCGAUACUGAAGAAUCCAGAAGGGGAGUGUACUAUUGAGUUUGUAAGUGAAUCUUUGUCUGGGGCUUUCGAUUCUCCCAAUGAGGCAGAAAGUGAGAGCAUGGAAAGUUUAGAUGGGAUGAUUGAAUUAGACAAGUCAUCGAUAUCUGUUGCAUCAUCGGUUUCCGAAGCCGCCGGGACGGAAUCCUCCGAAGACUCCCUCUCUUUACUUUCAUCCUACACCCAUCCCUUAUACGAAGCUGAACUUGCAAGAGCUCAGCACCCUCUCAAAUGGCUUACCUUAAUGGCGCACGAUCAUCCUGAUCGUGUAGCGCAUGAAAUCUACACGGCUGAUGAUCUUCGCGCUCACGAGGAAGACGAUGGUGAACAUGAGGAACAGGGGAGCUUAAAACCGAGUGUUAUGUUGACGUAUGGGGAGUUGAAUCGGAGGGCAAAUGCUGUUGCGAAGUGGUUAUUGUCAGGCUCGAUUUCGAAGAGUAAGGAGAAGCAAGGAGAAAGGGGGAAUGUAAAGGUGAAGAGAGAGAAGAUCUGUGUGUGUAUGGAAAGGGAUGCGGCGUUUUAUGUGAUCAUGGCUGCGAUCUGGAAAGCUGGUGGGAUUUAUUGCUCCAUUGAUCCAACGUUACCCGUCGAGAGGAAGAGGUACAUUGUGAAGGACAGUGGCUCGAAGUUGGUUUUCGUUCAUACUCCUGAGGAGAGGGAGGCUCUACUUUCCGAGUUUGAGGAUGAGGAUGAAGCUCCCAUAGUUUCCAUAUUAGAGGAUGAAUACGACUUGGAGCGAUGCGAGCCUGUUUUCGAAUUAAGCCUUCGCUGGGGAAGCGUUGAAGAGAUGGACGUCGAAGAAUCAGGUUUGGAUGAUGUCUCGUACCUUCUGUACACUUCUGGCACGACCGGGAAGCCUAAGGGCUGUUUGUUGACAUAUCGGGGUGUUUACCAUGCGAUCACGGGCUUGGCUGAUCUUCCCCGUCCCAUUACUAACCCGGAAACGGACAAAAGACUCGCGAUGGCGUCUAUUGCAUUUGAUGUACACAUUUCCGAAAUCGUCAUUUCAUGGGCCCUUGGUAUCCGGCUCGUUUCUGCGCCUUCCGCGAGGUUUGAAUUGUUGAGUGAUCUUAGGAGGAAUAUCUGGAGAUUGGGUGUGACGCAUUUGGGUAUGGUACCCAGUAUGAUCGAGGCUACGUUUCAAGCUGGUAACUCACGGGGAGGAGCGGAGGAAGGGAAGAAGGUUGGGCUGAAGUACCUUGCGAGUGGAGGGGAGAAGAUUAGCGAUUCGUUGAUGGAGAGAUGGUCGGAUCAUCCCAGUUUGAUUUUGGCAAAUGCUUACGGACCAACUGAGGCGACGAUUGGGUGCACCCUUCGUCGUGUGCACAAAAAUGAUCGCAAAGAGAAUCUUGGGUGGCCGAUGAAGUCUUGUAGAACCUUCGUCGUCCAUCCAUCUUCGGGUUCUGAGAGUCCAUUUAUGGUGGUUCCAAGAGGUGUACCGGGGGAAUUGGUGCUGGCUGGACCAUUGGUCGGCGUCGGGUAUCAUAAUAACAAGGAAGCGACGAGGAAGGCAUUUAUUGAGUGGCCAGAAAAGGGUGCCAUGGCUUAUCGGACUGGAGAUCUUGUUCGUAUGAUGCCUGACGGCGCAUUGGAGAUCCUUGGUCGUGUUGAUUCUCAGAUCAAGCUUCGUGGUGUACGCAUCGAAGCCGAAGGAAUUUCUAAUGUUCUCAGAGAAGCAGCCGCAGCCGCCUCUGAUGAUCCUAGGAUGGGUUACGUCACUGUUACUAUCAUCGCUACCCACCUUGGUUUUGGAGGGGGUGGCAAUGAGCAACUUGUCACCUUCAUUGCUCGUGGUGGCGAUAAGAAGCGUCAGAUGCAGCGGAGGAAGAGUGGAGUUCUUCCUGACGUUCUUCCACUUUCACAAGACUCUGUUGUAUCGUCUUCUUCAUUUCCUCUGGAAAUCAUGGCGAAAAUCAAAGAGGCGUCGUCAAAAGAGCUCGCUAGUUAUAUGCGCCCUUCUCAUAUCAUCCCUAUUGCGUAUAUUCCCCUUAAUCCCAGUGGCAAGACCGAUGGGAAACUCCUACGUUCUCUUUUCUCAUCGACGGACGUCUCUACUUUGCUGAGGUUCCAGCGCGGGGAGGAGGGUAUGCGCAUCAUUUCCGAUGGUACGAAUGGGGAUGAAGGAGAUGGAGAUGAGGAUGCCGAAGAGCGUUUCAAGAGCCAAACAUACGGAGAUCUUUCUAACAUAUUGAGAGAGAUUUUGCCUGCCCAGAGUGUAACAUUGAAAUCCAAUCUCUUCGAAGCGGGUCUUGAUUCUUUUGGGUUCGGAGCACUUUCUCGACUCAUAAAGAAGAAGCUACUUCCACCUGGGUGCAAACCUAUCCGUGUAGCCGAACUCAUGUCCUUUUCUGAUCUACGUCAGCUCGUUUCUGCUAUCGACGAGACCCGGCGAGCACCGUCGAAGUCUCCCAGCGCCGCCAACCCACAACCCAACCCUUAUUCGAAUGAGCCGGAAGGCGAAAAAGAAUCAUUGAUUACCGCUUUCGAUGAGAAAUGGAGAGCAAGUGCAGAAGGGAUCUUCAAUCCAGGGGAUAUUGAAUGUGUUUUGCCUCCUUUACCUGUUCAGGAAGGCGUCUUGUUUCGGACACUACAGCAGCCCGGACACUAUGUUCAGCAUUUUAGCUAUCGUUGCAGUGACGUUAUCGAUAUAAGACGCGUGGAGGACGCGUGGAAACGUUUAGUGGAGCAGACCCAGAUAUUGAGGUCUUGCUUUGUUGUUGGGGAUACAUUGUUGCAAGUCGUUCUUACGCCGCAAGCAGCUACUCUACCCUUCAGCGAACAUGAGGUUUCUUCUAUGACUGUUGACGAGUUCAUCGAGUGGUUCCGCGUCAACGCUGCUCAGAAAAUUGCGGAAGAUAUUACGGACGACGUGACGGUCCCACUGUUCCGCGUCAACCUGUAUACCUCCGAGGAAGCCAAAUAUAUGGUCCUCUCUAUUAAUCAUGUGGCGUACGAUGGUAUCUCGAUCCCUGUGAUGCUUCGUAACCUUGCAUGCCAUUAUGAAGGACUUCAAGUCGAGCAUCCUUCUCCAACCCUUCAGUCAGUUCUUGAAGAGUUACCUUUUUUAGACUCGGAUGGGGCGCGGAGAUUCUGGACGUCUCAACUAGACAGUAUCAAGGCCCAUUAUCAUGCACGACAUCUUAGCCCGCCGAAACCUCCGAUGAGAGAACACUUGUUAUCCGAUUUGUCUUACAGUAAUAUUACUCAGCGUUGUCGCUCCCUCGGGAUUUCCUUCCAGGCCCUCUGCACUGCAGCGUAUGGGAUAGUUCAUCGCAAUACUUUUCACCUUGGGGAGGACCAAUCGCUGUUUGGUGUUGUUCGAUCUGGAAGAUCUUUAGCUGUCGACAAUAUUAACUUCGCGAUUUGUCCUCUUGUGUGUGUGGUACCGACCCUGGUAGAUUUUGGGGUUACAGAUACAACGCAGCUACUUCGGAACGUGCAAAGGUUUAUAUCUGAAACCACAUCAUAUGAACACAUGUCUGUCGGGAGAAUUAGAAGAUGGAUCGGUGGUUCAUCGUUACCCAUAGAUUCACUCUUCUCGUGCAGGUUCAAGUUCAGGAGCGAACCGGUGUGCAGUGACGCGUUUCAACACAUCAAUACUGAACAUCCCCUGGCGGAGUUUAUACUCUCCAUCGAGAUAUUGGUAGAUGCAGACGCUGACACGCUUGAUAUUCGAGCCGCCUUUACGGAGCCAGAGCUAAGUUUGGAGGGCGUGCGAACCUUCUUACAAGCCUUGGAGAAGACAGUUGAGGAUUUGAUAUCGAGUCCUCCUCCUGGGAUCGUGGAGCUCGUGCCUUCUGGCCAUGGGAGCCUUGCGCCUACUCCAGCAUCCGAACCGGAGGGAUCGUCAGCAGAGCACGCGAUCCCUAGCGCAGAGUUGGAGGAAACUGUUGCUGGGCAUGUCUGCCAACUGCUGAGGGUACAGAAAAAGAUUGUUAGACCGACGACUUCCUUGAUUUCGAUCGGUUUGGAUUCUUUGCGCUCCGUUGCACUGUCACGCAUGCUCAGCGAGGAUGGAAUUGACGUAAGCGCAGUCGACAUCGUUCAAGCUGAUUCCAUACGGAAGCUCCUCCAACGCCAGUCACUCGCCAAGCGCAGCCAUGAACCGUCACUUGAAUCUUUUGCGGAGAUCCGCCGUAUCCGACAGGAACUCGAAAAUGCGCUCAAAGAUCAAGACCUCAAACUUUCUCCAGAAGAUGAGACUCUAAUUAUACCUGCUACUUCUUUGCAGGCUGGAAUGUUGUCACAGACAUUGGCUUCCAAGGGAGAGCUCUACGUGCACGGAUUUACAUUCCGACUGGACUCCUGUGAGAUUGACGCCGUCCGCAAAUCAUGGACACGUGCAAUACGCCGAUUCGACAUCCUGCGAACCUCGUUUCAUUUUGCGCCAGUAUCCGGCCGAUGGGCUCAGGUAAUUCAUACAGACGCUGAUGUGAGGUGGUCCACCAAACACUAUAGCGACAGUGCAAACUUUGUCGAGGACCUCACGCGUUCUUUGUCAUUCAAGGAUCCCAUAGACUUUUCUCGGAGCCCGUUGCAUCUUCGCCUCGCAGUCCUACACGAAGAGAACUAUUUAGUGGUAGUCCUUCAUCAUGUGCUGUAUGAUGCUGUGUCACUCCCAAAGCUCUUUUCUUUUGUGAGACAGGACCUUAUGGGAGCAAGCACUUCCGCAAUCCCUCCUCAACUGCAGGAUAUAAUUGACGAUGUCCUAGUUCAAGAAACAGAUGGCGCUAAUUUUUGGGCAGACAGCUUGAAAGGAUUCCAUCCGCCUCACAUCUCGAGAGAUAGAUCAGUUUCUUCAGACGCAUGGCGAUCCUCCCUGACUUUAGACCUGGACUCGGCAGUCAUCGAUCGAACUUGCCGAAGAUAUCAAAUUUCAUCUCAGAGCAUUAUGCAGUUAGCAUGGGCAAAAGUAUUGGCCAACAGGUACCAAAAUGUGGAUGUGGUGUUUGGACAAGUAGUAUCGGGAAGAGCGCUGCCCAAAGCUAUGGAUGUCGUGGCACCGUUAUUCAAUACAGUUCCUAUGCGAGUUAAGUUCUACAAGGGGAGAACAAAUAAAGAUAUGGUUAGGACCGUCCACCAGUUUAAUAUAGCAGCUAUCCCCUGGCAACAUGCCUCAUUACGCACAGUGCAAAAACGAAUUGGGGUGUCAAACAUAUGCGAUACUCUGUUCCUCUUCCAACCUAACGUGACAGAGGAGGAUGACAGGGGGACCCGCCCCCUGGAGCUUGCCCACAAAGAAGCCGGAGAGGUGUCGAAGACCCAGUAUGCCCUAAACGUAGAAGUCUCGCCUUUAUUUCGAGGCUACAACAUCAGCGCCUCGUGCUCUUCGCAAGUCAUGGAUCUUGAUGCUUUGAAGAGGACUCUCAAGGAAUUCAGCGGCGCGAUCUUCGACAUUGUCAAUCGUCCCAAUGAAAGUGCUCUGCCUCUGUCCUUCUCUUUCAAUGAGCGAGGUUCAGAACACGCAAUUCCAGAUCAUCCCAUCACUGAUGGGGAACCUGAGGAGUGGUGGACGGAGGAACGGCUCCUACUUCGUGAUGUCGUAUCGAAAUUCGCCAGCGUACCCCUGAGAGUAUUCUGGCGAAAACCGAUCUAGUAUCCAUCGGAAUUGAUUCAAUUUCUGCUAUCCAAAUCUCUUCCGCCGCAAAGAGGGUUGGGCUUGGAAUAUCUUCAUCUGACGUCGCAUCGAGUACCGCAUUCGGUGACCUUAGUUUCCGCCUAAAGU
Messenger RNA from Cantharellus anzutake, 6176 nucleotides. RefSeq lists its product as uncharacterized. Gene Ontology annotation, molecular function: phosphopantetheine binding; catalytic activity. NCBI's taxonomy places the organism in Eukaryota, Fungi, Basidiomycota, Agaricomycetes, Cantharellales, Hydnaceae. Gene Ontology annotation, cellular component: cytoplasm. Gene Ontology annotation, biological process: amino acid activation for nonribosomal peptide biosynthetic process; secondary metabolite biosynthetic process. The record is from RefSeq and is a predicted model, not a curated record. The transcript has 15 exons. Bases 171 to 6047 code for a protein of 1958 amino acids.